This is a messenger RNA of Aureobasidium pullulans EXF-150, 429 nucleotides long. RefSeq lists its product as uncharacterized. The record is from RefSeq and is a predicted model, not a curated record. Bases 1 to 429 code for a protein of 142 amino acids. The transcript is spliced from 4 exons. Gene Ontology annotation, molecular function: carbon-sulfur lyase activity. Lineage: Eukaryota; Fungi; Ascomycota; Dothideomycetes; Dothideales; Saccotheciaceae.
AUGAUCUACAACGGAAGCUGUCACUGCGGAACAGUCAAGAUCCAGCUUGAGGCCGAGUCUGUAACCAAGGCUAUCUGCCACUGCUUGGAUUGUCAGAAGCGAACUGCCAGUGCUUUCUCUGUCAACGUCAUUGCUCCUAGAGAACACUUCAAGGUCACUCAGGGCAAUUUCAUUCUCCCAGGCAAGACCAAGACCUGGUCUUACACCUCGGACUCAGGCAAGGAUUACAUUGUCAACUUCUGCGGUGACUGCGGAAGUACUCUCUUCGGCGAGCCUACUAGACUUCCUGAUGUCGUGUCCAUCAAGGCUGGCUGCUUGGACAACAGUGGAACAAACCUUGGCUCCAUGGACGCCGAAGUGUUUGUUGAGCGUCGCGUGGAUUACCUCAAGCCAUUCGAGGGCAUGAAGCAGAUUGUUGGUAUGAUCUGA